GAGAUCCUUUGCGCGUCAAAAAAGGAUUCGGCUGCUGGACCAUGAGUGUCACAAUGUCAUCGAACCCUUCCACGGUUAAUCACCGGAGGACGUUGGGCUUUGCCGACCUCCCACUAGAGGUGCGCAACAGGAUAUAUGCUAUUUGCGCAUACGACAAGGACCGUCUUGUGGAGAAGGAAGUCAGUCGGCGCAAUGCAGCCACCACAAGUGACGCUUUCUGGGAGGUCCGUGGCUACUACAGCCUGACACAGGCCUCUCGCCAGACGCGCAAGGAGUUUCGCCCACUGUACCUGAAGGAUCGCGCCAUCUCCGUACACAUCCGUGAUGCGGAAGACUACCUGGAAGCCAUCUAUCCUACCUUUGGUCACUUUGCCAUUGCUCGUGAUGCCAUCUCCAUCUGGCUCACCAUCCGCACCGAAGUGGAGCGCCGCGGCAAAUAUGACACGCCUAUCGAAAUUCGACCGCUUCUACUCAGACUCUUCAACACCCCCGGGCUGGACUUUGAAUUCUUUGGAAAAGGCGGCAGUGUCUUCAAUGAGCUGUUUCUUGGCUACGAAUCCGAGUGGAGAGCGGCAGUCAACAACGAGCUGAAGAGCGUCGAGUUGAAGGAGCCAAGUCUGUUCGGCAUGAAGCUGGUCCUGGACCCAAAAUGCCCGACUUACUGGAUCAAGCAAUGCGCCAUAUCUGUCACCAGGCUACCGCAUGUGCCAGAGGAAGCGCUUGAGUGGUUUAGUUCACUGGGGCUUGAUACGGAAAACGACAUGAUCUUUGUCAGACGGGGUGCACCAAAGUGGCUCCGUGGCGACUUUAUGAGGGCAUCGAAAUAAUGUACGUGAUACUUGAUGCCUAUUAAAAUGGCUAGUUUUUCCUUGAAUCAAAAGGAGCAAUGGGAGAAACAUACUCAUGUUUGAACCAACGGCUAGUGCAAACGCACGUGACGCUGAUGUCAUGCACGUGACGCGACAG
Messenger RNA from Exserohilum turcica Et28A, 966 nucleotides. RefSeq lists its product as uncharacterized. The record is from RefSeq and is a predicted model, not a curated record. Lineage: Eukaryota; Fungi; Ascomycota; Dothideomycetes; Pleosporales; Pleosporaceae. Bases 54 to 827 code for a protein of 257 amino acids. The transcript is spliced from 2 exons.